This is a messenger RNA of Pararge aegeria (speckled wood butterfly), 5073 nucleotides long. It is a transcript of the gene Eip63E, whose product is annotated as cyclin-dependent kinase 14. The record is from RefSeq and is a predicted model, not a curated record. Bases 321 to 1817 code for a protein of 498 amino acids. The transcript is spliced from 11 exons. Gene Ontology annotation, biological process: protein phosphorylation. Gene Ontology annotation, cellular component: cytosol; nucleus; cytoplasm. Gene Ontology annotation, molecular function: cyclin-dependent protein serine/threonine kinase activity; heme binding; ATP binding. NCBI's taxonomy places the organism in Eukaryota, Metazoa, Arthropoda, Insecta, Lepidoptera, Nymphalidae.
UCAUUGCGAGAGGACGGCGCGCGCGCAUUUUGAUAUACUAAAUCUAGGUCGCGCUCAUGUGAUAGUUCACAUUUCUCUUGCUUAUGAGAAAAAAGUGUUCAGUGACCAUACAGUUUUUAAUCGCAACGGUAUUCACAUACAAUUUACAAUUCUUUCGAUACGCAUGUGUGUUUAUAGAAAUCUCAAGUGCCAAAAAGUGGCGGAUUUAUCUAUGUGGGCUAUGUGAUAUACAAGUGUGUUACCGUAUUUGAGGCUUUUGUAAUCGUCCAAGCGGAUACAGUCCGCAGACGUUUCUUAGAAGUGUUGAAUUGAUUUUGUGAAUGAGUCAGCUAACAGGCGUCGGGAUUGUUAGCUUCGUCAACGUGCUGCCCACGAUCUCAGAAGGCGUGACAAUGAGAGAAAAAAGGGGAGGUGCUAUGAGUAAAAUGCAAAAACUCAGAAAGCGUCUGUCCCUUAGCUUCGGUAGAUUGUCAACAAAAGACGAGUCAGAAACCGACGGGGAGUGCCGAGGUAGACAGAACGGGGGAGGUGGCGCGCGCGGCAAGCUCCCCUACAACGGCUACUCGGAGGAGUGCCUCGACCGACUGGAGCCGAACGGCAACAUCCCUAACGAUAAGGAUUCUCAUUACGAAUGGAGCGGGGGUGGCGGUAACGGCGAGUAUCGCGUCAGGAGACAGCUGUCAGUAUCUUCAGACUCCAAACUACUAGACGAGGGUGCGAGGGAAGACGCGAGGGUGAUUAUGAGGCCCAAGCGGCCGCCGAGGCCCAAGUCCGAAGCGUUUCUAGGGCCACACGACCACUCUAGCAGACGAACGAAACGGUUCAGUGCCUUUGGGGGCGACUCUCCAUUCGGGAAGUCGGAGGCGUACAUAAAACUGGAGCAGCUCGGCGAGGGCUCCUACGCUACGGUUUAUAAGGGGUAUAGCAAUUUAACGCAGCAAGUGGUGGCAUUAAAAGAGAUCAGACUGCAGGAAGAGGAAGGUGCACCCUUCACGGCGAUAAGAGAAGCUUCGCUGCUCAAAGAGCUGAAGCACGCCAAUAUAGUCACAUUGCACGACAUUGUGCAUACGAGGGAGACGUUGACGUUUGUGUUCGAAUUUGUGGACACGGAUCUGUCACAGUACAUGGAAAGGCACCCGGGUGGGCUAAACCGACAUAACGUAAGACUGUACAUGUUUCAACUUCUCCGAGGCCUCGCCUACUGUCAUCGGAGAAGAGUUUUACACAGGGACGUAAAACCACAGAAUUUAUUAAUAAGCUCGCACGGUGAACUGAAACUAGCGGACUUCGGGCUCGCACGGGCGAAAUCUGUUCCUAGCCACACGUACUCGCACGAGGUCGUCACGUUAUGGUACAGGCCGCCAGAUGUCCUCCUGGGAAGCACGGAGUACUCAACGUCAUUGGACAUGUGGGGAGUGGGCUGUAUAUUCGUGGAGAUGCUCUGCGGUGUACCAACUUUCCCCGGCGUAAGAGACACCAACGACCAACUAGAUAAAAUAUUUAAGGUGGUGGGUACUCCUACGGAGGAGAGCUGGAUCGGCGUGUCCCGGUUACCGGGACUGCGGGCCCACGUGGGGCGGUGGGGCGCGUGUCCCGCCCGGCCUCUAGCGGCGGCCUUCCCCCGGCUGCGGGACGCCGGUCGGGACGCGCAGCGCCUGGCUGCAUCGUUACUGCAGCCGGACCCGACGCGUCGUCUGUCCGCACCCCGCGCGCUGAUGCACGAGUACUUCGCCUCUCUGCCAUCCCGCCUCUCGCACCUGCCUGAUGAGGUGUCGAUCUUCACGGUGGAGGGCGUCUGCUUGCACCCAGAAGACUAGACGGGCGCACGCGAAUCUGUUAAUUUGUUCCUCCCACUGCGGUGCGUUCGUUAGUUAGUACCUUUCAAUUCCUAUAGUUGUAACUGCGGUCGGAACGGUUCAGUUUCGACGGACCAACGUCUCGUGAUAGUCUCCCCCUUAGCUAAACACUCGAACGAGCAUCGCCGAGGGCCUCCGCUGUAUGAAGCCGGAAAAAUUUGUAACAUGCCAUCAGACCCUGACGCCUCGCCACUCGUGUUGAGUUGAGAAUCAAUACUCGUGGCGUGGCUUUCUAUGUAGUGUUUUAUUUGAUCAGAAGUACACUAUAAUCUAUCGAUUUGAAAGUGUGGAUUGUGUCAUAGAAAACACUACGAUUUAAUUAGUCUCAACGAGCGUGGCUCUGGUCAGAUGUUAUAAAUGUGCUGUGGUCACAACACGACACUGCUCCGAUCUGGCUCAUAGCUUUUCAUUUAACUGUGUACUUUUAAGUCUAAACUACAUAUACUACUCGGUGCCUGAAGCCUUUAAGUUUCGCUCAUUAUAUUUCGAUCACAAACACAUACAUUAUAAGGCUAACAUAAUGCUAUAUUCAGGCCUAAAAGGAUGUUGUUAGCUGAUCAUUAUUAUGUGGUACAUAUUAAAUGUAUGCGAUAAAUGGGAUACGCAUUGAAUAUCAACCACAAAAUAUUUGCGUUCUAUUUACCUACGUUAUUUAUUUUCUGAUGGACCUAACACAUAACAGUAAACAUUUCGGCACUCUUACCCAUAAUUGGCUAACUGCCCUGACACAUGGCUGGCUACAACACCUAAAUCGACGCCACGAUCAUUGAUUUAAACCGAAGUAUUUAAUAUAACAUAUUACUGACAAGGCAACACGUAUCGUCGUGUAUAAAAACUCGUUUUAGGAAAUACACAGUUCUAAAAAUAUUUGAAUCAAUACACGCGACGUGUAGUCGGUUUAACUUUAAAAGUCCACAGUGAAUUGAUAAUCGGCGAGUCUCAACGGAGCAGUUACCUAUUUAACAGUGUGGACCUUCAAUACUCUUCAACUGUCGAUCGCUUCGACUCAAAUACGUUAGCGCUUGUUAAGCUUCUAAUAUUAUCCAUCCAUAUAAUUCAAUUAUUCUAUGGUGACAAGGUAUACUGAUUAGGUAUCGUUGUGUACCGUUAAUUUGUAUAAAUAUAUAUAUUUUAAACAGAGCAGUGUGCCAUGUAUAUCUAUAACUGAGAGUAUGAGUUAUUUUAAAUGAAGAUUUUUACGCUGGAUAUAUGCUCAUAAUUUUGGUAAAAAUUUUGAAGAUGUUUAUUUAUAUUUACUAAGGGAUAUUGUGAGCUCUGAUGCGGUCUUAUGAAGUACCCUUUUUUAGUCGGCACCGAGCUUUAUCGUUUAUGUGAAGGUUACCAAGAUGAGUGUCCUAUUUAGAGCCUAAACAAUGAAAGCUAAUUAAUUGUCGGUCGUCAAACGCCCUUUUCAAAAAUUAUUUUGGUAUAUCAUCUCUAUGAAAUUUUAAAAUAUUGUUGAAGUCUCAGAAAUUUUAGAACAAAGUAUAGUCUAAGAAUUAUUAAGGUAAUAACACAUUUGCGACACUCCAAGUGCACCGUGCAUAUUCGUAGAUCUGACGCCACAUCACAUUAGUUUUUUUGUGGUAAACUAAUGGCGUCAAGUGCUGUGCGAAAUCACGCUAGAUAGUAAACAUCAAAACUAUUAACCACAAUCUGCAACACUCUGAUUUAAAUCGAUUUCGGGUUAUUAUAACAUACCAGGAUGUAAUUUCAAUCAAUACACGUGGCGUGAGGUGGGAUAUUGCAAAUGUGUUUCCAUCAGAGUUAUUGUUACAUGUGUUGUUUGGUAACUAAACCCUGAGUUAAACUUUAAAAAGGACAUUCUUAUUGGGCGACGGGAAUACUUGUCGAAAAACGAUUCGUAAAAUCACUUUCGCACGCUGUUGGGGCUAGGCUUUGAUAAAUUAAUUUAGCGUCUGUCUUAAGUUGAUUGCACAUUAUGGCACCAGUAUCAACGCAUUGUGUCCUGGAUCGAGUGCUGAUGACGCCAUCCGCAUUUCGCCCGCUCGAAUUCACCGCGUGUAACUCGGUCCGGCUAUAAUGUGCAAUUGGCAUUAAUGUGCACAUUCUUACGGUGCUAAUAAAGGAACUUUAUGGUGGGAUAUAAUUGUAAAUGUAGAGACAUACUUUACUUCCUAAAAUUUUACCUGCAACUGGUUUUAAAGCUUCAGUUCAACCUAACUGCUACACUCAAGAGAUCCUAGCAGAACGUUCGUAAAAUAAGGACAAGAACAAAUGAGUAUAGACUUUAAAGCUAGGUGCAUAAGGUUAAUUUUACUUUUUAUCUUUAGUAUAGGUACAAGCGUAAUCUUUAAACUAAACUAUGUCUCUAUUUUUACCUCUUGCAAGAUUUUUUUAAGCUAAGGACCGCUUCCAGUGAAACAACAAAAGAUAAAGGAGACAUCAUCCAAAAUUUAUUUUAAAACGCGACAAGAUCUCAGGUUUAUUAAGUGUGGGACCGUCCUUUUGUAAAGUGUAACGUGAUAGGUUCGAUUAUAGAACAUAUACUUAAUAAUAAAAUAAUCUGUACCAGAAUGUAGAUGGGAAGCUAGGUGUCUAGGUGAUUUAGUGAAUUUACCAGUUUAGCGAAAUUUUUAGCGGCAGGGCUCGGAAAAUAACUUAGAGCAAUAGGUUUCUGAGCGAGAGAAUGGUUAAGUAGAAAGGUUUGCGGAAAUAACUACUCGUACUUGACCGUUAUCUUUUUGGAGCAUAAAGCGCAUUAUCCACCUCAAACGAAGCUAUGCUAAUACUGUUUUACUUAUUUUGCAUCACAACAACACCAAAUUUACCCUAGCAUAGUUUACUUUGAUUUCUUCCUUUACAUUAAAAGGAAGUUCGAUACUGAAAUUUGUGCCAGUAAGGGUCAUAGAAAAUCUUGUGUAAAAUGAACACACCUAUCCGUCCCGACUAGCACUGAGAGUUUAUCCUCAAUCAGAACUACAAAAUGACCAAUACAACACUUGUGUAGUAAUAACUUGUAAAGCGUGCUGUAAUAAUAAUGUUAGUUUUACAGCUCUAAUACUUUUAAAUUAGCUCACGAUCAGGGUAUUGAUACCGUCAGUUUUCAAGCAUGAUACAUCUUUCACGUAUAAUUAUGUAAAGUAAGAACCGGAACUGAAAACAACGGUUUCGUUAGCCCGCAGAUCCUGAAAUGCCAUGUGGGCUUAUUAACAUCGCUUAACAGUAUUGUUUUGAAAUGAUAUUAUUUUAUGGU